Peronospora belbahrii is the source of this 498-nucleotide messenger RNA. Lineage: Eukaryota; Oomycota; Peronosporomycetes; Peronosporales; Peronosporaceae. The record is from the annotation of a GenBank genome assembly.
AUGUCAGAACCUCAUAUGAAGACAGCAGGUGUUGCGCAAUACAUUCGUCAUCAAGAUGAUGUACCAGCAAAUGCUAUUGUACCUACUGAUGCUGUCAUUAUUGAAUUUAAACAGCUCAAGAUGCGACGCAAGUUUCGGUACAUUUUAUUUCGUAUUGAAGCUGAUAAGGUCGUUAUAGAUACAACGGCACCACCUUCUGCAACAUUUGAAGACUUUACUGCUGCAUUACCUGACUCGGAAUGUCGCUAUGGUGUAUAUGACCACGAAUUUCUAACGUCUGACGGUCGUAAGUCGAGCAAACUCUUUUUUGUGACGUGGAUUCCACAGAAUUCGCAUCCUGGUUUUAAAAUGGCCUAUACGCAUGCAAAGAGCGCCAUUCAGAGCGUGUGUGAAGGCUGUUAUGAGGUCAGUGCUGUCAUGAAGAAGGAGAUUGCUCAGGGUAUGAAUAUUACAGGCCAAAGUACCUCGGACUCGGACAGCGAGUUUGAAGAUGACUAA